CUCACAUCGCCACCGUCCAUCCAACAAGCCCUCCUUCGCUAUUUAUAGUAUACACCUCAGUAGCCUUCACCGCCACUCCUCAUCCACGCUUCCUCCGAUGGCGAUCUCCCCCUCCUCCCUCUUUCCCUCUCUCCUCCUCGCCGUCGCCCUCGCCGCGUCCGCCCUAGUCGGUGGCGGAUCGGCUGCCUUCGCCUGCGGGCGCGGCAGCCCCGCGGCGGGGCUGCCGUUCUGCCAGCCGGGGCUCCCGAUCCGGGCGCGGGCUCGCGACCUGAUCGGGCGGCUCACGGUGGCGGAGAAGGUGGCGAUGCUGGUGAGCAGGCCGGCGGGGGUGCCGCGGCUCGGCAUCCCCAGCUACCAGUGGUGGUCGGAGGCGCUCCACGGCGUGGCCAAAGUCGGAGAUGGAGUCCACUUCGGCGGCGAGUACCCUGCCGCCACCAGCUUUCCCCAGGUCAUCUCCUCCGCCGCCUCCUUCAAUGCCUCCCUCUGGGAGCUCAUGGGCAAGGUGGUGUCGGAUGAGGCGCGGGUGUUGUACAACGGCUUGCGCGCAGGGCUCACGUAUUGGAGCCCCAAUGUGAACAUCUACCGGGACCCGCGGUGGGGCCGCGGUCAGGAAACCCCCGGCGAGGACCCUGCCGUCUCCGCCCGUUAUGCCGUCGCCUACGUCCGCGGCCUGCAACAGCCCUCCAGCGGCGGCCGCGGCUUCUCCCGCCUCAAGGUCGCUGCCUGCUGUAAGCACUACACCGCCUACGACCUCGAUAACUGGAACGGCUACGAUCGGUUCCACUUUAACGCCAAGGUGAGCAAGCAGGAUCUGGAGGACACAUACAAUGUGCCCUUCAAGGCGUGCGUGGUCGACGGCAAAGUGGCGAGCGUUAUGUGCUCCUACAACCAAGUCAAUGGCGUGCCUAGCUGCGCGGACCCCAACCUCCGCAGGAUCGUCCGCGGCCAGUGGAGGCUCAACGGCUACAUCGUUUCCGACUGCGACUCAGUCAGCGUCUUCUACAACGAGCAACACUACGGCUCCCGACCCGAAGACGCCGCCGCCUACGCGCUUAAAGCCGGAAUGGACUUGGAAUGUGGUGGGUUUCUGGGGCAGUAUGCAGAGAGAGCGCUGAGGCAGGGCAAAGUGAGCGAGGCAGACAUCGACUUCGCGGUGACGCACACGGUGGCCGUGCAGAUGAGGCUCGGCAUGUUCGAAGGAGACAACCAGCCGUUCCGUGAUCUCGGUCCGCGCGAUCUCUGCUCCGGUGCGCACCAGAGUCUCGCCCUCGAGGCCGCACGCCAAGCCAUUGUCCUGCUUAAGAAUCGCGCGGGGGCGCUUCCGCUAUCGCCCUCCCGCCUACGCACCGUCGCCGUCAUCGGCCCGAAUUCGGACGCCACCACCACCAUGAUAGGAAACUACGCCGGCAUCCCUUGUGCGUACACGAGCCCGUUGAAAGGAAUCAGUAGCUAUGUAAAGACGGUCCACGCCGUGGGAUGCACGGGCGUGGCCUGCGCUAGGGAGCAGCCCAUCGAUGCGGCGGUGGAGGCGGCAAGGCAUGCCGACGCCGUCGUUCUGGUCGUGGGGCUAGACCAGUCAAUUGAGGCCGAGGGGCGGGACCGUUUGGACCUCCUCCUCCCCGGCCGACAGCAGGAGCUGGUCACGGCGGUAGCCAAGGCCUCACCAGGCCCCACCGUGCUCGUCAUCAUGAGCGGCAGCCCCGUCGACGUAUCAUUUGCCGAGGUCGAUCCCAACAUCGCUGCCAUCCUCUGGGUCGGCUACCCCGGUCAGGCCGGCGGCGCUGCGAUCGCCGAUGUCAUUUUUGGCGCGUAUAAUCCCGGCGGUAAACUACCAGUGACGUGGUACCCCCAAUCCUACGUUGACCGAGUCCCAAUGACGAACAUGGCCAUGAGGCCCGACCCGUCUACGGGUUACCCGGGACGGACCUACCGCUUCUACACCGGGCCAGUGGUGUACCCCUUCGGCCACGGCCUGAGCUACAGCAAAUUCACCCACACGCUGGCCCUCGCCCCGUCCCAGCUAUCGGUUCAGCUGGUUGGAUCCAGAACCGAGCAGCUCAACUCCACCCUCAAUCGGGCGGUACGAGUCAACCACGCCAGGUGCGACGGCCUCGCCGUCCCCGUCAACGUCGACGUGGCCAACGCCGGCGAUCGCGACGGCGCUCACACGGUGCUCGUUUACUGGCGCCCGCCUUCGGGGCACGCGGCCGCCACCAGGCAACUAGUGGCGUUCGAAAAGGUGCACGUGCCCGCUGGGAACCGUGUGAGUGUGGCCCUGGUUCUCGACGUAUGCACGCAUCUCACCGUGGCGGAUGCCUACGGGAUCCGACGAAUUCCCAUGGGCGAGCACAGCUUGGAGAUCGGUGAGUUGACGCACACCUUCUUGUUGGAGGCCGACACAUUGCCGAGGUACAAGUGACGAUCUGCCCCUGAGCAGGACCAGCUUAUCAAUUCUUGUUGAUUGAUUAAUGUCGAUUGCAGAAAUAAGAACUUGGCAACGCAAGAUUGUUUGCUGAUCUAGUUUCAUAUUCAAUCUCGAAGCAGUGAAAUUCUCUUA
Zingiber officinale is the source of this 2557-nucleotide messenger RNA. Its product is annotated as beta-D-xylosidase 1-like. Gene Ontology annotation, biological process: arabinan catabolic process; xylan catabolic process. Gene Ontology annotation, cellular component: plant-type cell wall. The record is from RefSeq and is a predicted model, not a curated record. Gene Ontology annotation, molecular function: xylan 1,4-beta-xylosidase activity; alpha-L-arabinofuranosidase activity. Lineage: Eukaryota; Viridiplantae; Streptophyta; Magnoliopsida; Zingiberales; Zingiberaceae. The coding region runs from base 98 to 2419 and encodes 773 amino acids. The transcript has 6 exons.